Messenger RNA from Acinonyx jubatus (cheetah), 12621 nucleotides. RefSeq names its product 5-oxoprolinase, ATP-hydrolysing (gene OPLAH). Gene Ontology annotation, cellular component: cytosol. The record is from RefSeq and is a predicted model, not a curated record. Lineage: Eukaryota; Metazoa; Chordata; Mammalia; Carnivora; Felidae. Bases 52 to 4206 code for a protein of 1384 amino acids. The transcript is spliced from 28 exons. Gene Ontology annotation, biological process: glutathione metabolic process. Gene Ontology annotation, molecular function: 5-oxoprolinase (ATP-hydrolyzing) activity.
UACUCCUGGCCAGGUGACAGCUGCUGGCAGCUGCCCCCCCUGCUGCCGGGCAUGUCCCCCCUCAGCAGCUACGAGGGUCUGCGGCGGGAGAUCCAGCGGCUGGCCCAGGAGAAUGAAGAGUUGCGACGGCUUGUGCAGCUCAUCCAGGAGAACCAGGAGCUGAAGCUGGUGCUCCAGACCCGGGGCAGAGGCCUGGGCUUCUGUGGCUCCGGGCUCCUGGCCGAGGUGGCCACCAGCCCCCGGCUGCCCCGGCGCAGAACCAUCAAGUUCAAGGAUGCCGAAAGAGUUCUCCCAGGACUGCCGGCUGCAGAGUCAGUGCUGGACUCCAGCCCUGUCACCAUGGGCAGCCCCGAGGGGCGUUUCCAUUUCGCCAUCGACCGUGGAGGCACCUUCACAGAUGUCUUUGCCCAGUGCCCCGGGGGGCAAGUGAGGGUCUUGAAGCUGCUCUCAGAGGACCCCGCCAACUAUGCAGACGCCCCUACUGAGGGCAUCCGCCGCAUCCUGGAGCAGGAAGGAGGCGUGCUGUUGCCGCGGGACCAGCCGCUGGACACCAGCCGCAUUGCCAGCAUCCGCAUGGGCACCACGGUGGCCACCAACGCGUUGCUGGAGCGGCGGGGGGAGCGGGUGGCGCUGCUGGUGACGCGUGGCUUCCGAGACCUGCUGCACGUGGGCACCCAGGCCCGAGAGGACCUCUUUGACCUGGCCGUGCCCAUGCCUGAGGUGCUGUACGAAGAGGUGCUGGAGGUGGACGAGCGCGUGGUGCUGUAUCGCGGGGAGCCAGGUGCAGGGACACCUGUCAAAGGCCGCACGGGGGACCUGCUGGAGGUGCAGCAGCCUGUGGACCUUGGGGCUCUGCGUGGGAAGCUGGAGGGACUCCUGUCCCGAGGUGUCCGCAGCCUGGCCGUGGUGCUCAUGCACUCCUACACGUGGGCCCAGCAUGAGCAGCAGGUGGGCGCACUGGCCCGGGAGCUGGGCUUCACCCACGUGUCUCUGUCCUCGGACACCAUGCCCAUGGUGCGCAUCGUGCCUCGGGGGCACACGGCCUGUGCCGACGCCUACCUUACCCCCACCAUCCAGCGUUACGUGCAGGGUUUCCGCCGUGGCUUCCAGGGCCAGCUCAAGGACGUGCAGGUGCUGUUCAUGCGCUCCGAUGGUGGCCUGGAGCCCAUGGAGUCCUUCAGCGGCUCCCGGGCUGUGCUCUCUGGCCCUGCUGGGGGUGUGGUUGGCUACUCGGCCACCACCUACCGGGUGGAAGGCGGCCAGCCCGUCAUCGGCUUUGACAUGGGAGGCACAUCCACCGACGUGAGCCGCUACGCUGGGGAGUUUGAGCAUGUCUUUGAGGCCAGCACGGCUGGUGUCACCCUCCAGGCCCCUCAGCUGGACAUCAACACAGUGGCAGCUGGUGGGGGCUCCCGCCUCUUCUUCAGGUCCGGCCUCUUUGUGGUGGGGCCUGAGUCUGCAGGAGCCCAUCCUGGCCCCGCCUGCUACCGCAAAGGGGGCCCCGUGACGGUGACGGAUGCCAAUCUGGUUCUGGGUCGCCUACUGCCUGCCUCCUUCCCCUGCAUUUUUGGGCCGGGAGAGGGCCAGCCACUGUCCUCUGAGGCCUCCCGAAAGGCCCUGGAGGCUGUGGCCGCUGAGGUCAACAGCUUCCUGACCAACGGGCCUUGCCCGGCCUCCCCGCUGAGCCUGGAGGAGGUAGCCAUGGGGUUCGUGCGUGUGGCCAACGAGGCCAUGUGCCGGCCCAUCCGCGCACUCACGCAGGCAAGAGGCCACGACCCCUCGGCCCACGUGCUGGCUUGCUUUGGGGGAGCUGGCGGGCAGCAUGCGUGCGCCAUUGCCCGAGCCCUGGGCAUGGACACUGUGCACGUUCACAGGCACAGCGGGCUGCUGUCAGCGCUGGGGCUGGCCCUGGCGGACGUGGUGCACGAGGCACAGGAGCCGUGUUCCUUGCCCUACGCACCUGAGACCUUUGUGCAGCUGGACCAGAGGCUGAGCCGCCUGGAGGAGCAGUGUGUGGACGCCCUGCGGGCCCAGGGCUUUCCCAGGUCCCAGAUCAGCACCGAGAGCUUCCUGCAUCUGCGCUAUCAGGGCACAGACUGUGCCCUCAUGGUGUCUGCCCACCGGCACCCGGCCGCUGCCCGCUCGCCCCGUGCUGGCGACUUUGGGGCCGCCUUUGUGGAGAGGUACAUGAGAGAGUUUGGCUUCGUCAUCCCCGACCGGCCGGUGGUGGUGGACGACGUGCGUGUGAGGGGCACUGGCCGCAGCGGCCUUCGCCUCGAGGAUGUUCCCAGAGCUCAGACCGGGCCUCCCCGCAUAGACAAGAUGACCCAGUGCUACUUUGAGGGGGGCUACCAGGAGACCCCUGUGUACCUGCUGGGAGAGCUGGCCUAUGGGCACAAGCUUCAGGGGCCCUGCCUCAUCAUCGACAGCAACAGCACCAUCCUGGUGGAGCCCGGCUGCCAGGCAGAGGUGACUGAUACUGGGGACAUCCGCAUCUCUGUGGGGGCUGAAGUCCCGAGCCUGGUGGGCGCCCAGCUUGACCCCAUCCACCUGUCCAUCUUCUCUCACCGCUUCAUGAGCAUUGCUGAGCAGAUGGGCCGCAUCCUGCAGCGCACAGCCAUCUCCACCAACAUCAAGGAGCGUCUGGACUUCUCCUGUGCCCUCUUCGGGCCCGAUGGGGGGCUGGUGUCCAACGCCCCCCACAUCCCCGUGCACCUGGGCGCCAUGCAGGAGACCGUACAGUUCCAGAUCCAGCACCUGGGGGCCGACCUCCACCCUGGUGACGUGCUGCUGAGCAACCACCCGAGCGCUGGGGGCAGCCACCUGCCAGACCUGACCGUCAUCACCCCGGUGUUUUGGCCGGGUCAGACUCGGCCUGUGUUCUACGUGGCAAGCCGUGGGCACCAUGCGGACAUUGGGGGCAUCACGCCGGGCUCCAUGCCUCCCCACUCCACCACACUGCAGCAGGAGGGCGCCGUCUUUCUGUCUUUCAAACUCGUCCAGGGAGGAGUCUUCCAAGAGGAGGCGGUAACUGAGGCCCUGCAGGCCCCAGGCAAGAUUCCCGGCUGCAGCGGCACGAGGAACUUGCACGACAACCUGUCGGACCUCCGCGCCCAGGUGGCCGCCAACCAGAAGGGCAUCCAGCUGGUGGGAGAGCUCAUCGGGCAGUAUGGCCUGGAUGUGGUGCAGGCCUACAUGGGCCACAUUCAGGCGAACGCGGAGCUGGCUGUGCGAGAUAUGCUGCGGGCCUUUGGAACCUCCCGGCAGGCCCGAGGCCUGCCCCUGGAGGUGUCAGCAGAGGACCACAUGGAUGAUGGUUCCCCCAUCCGGCUCCGCGUGCAAAUCAACCUGAGUCAGGGCAGCGCAGUGUUUGACUUCAGCGGCACGGGGCCUGAGGUGUUCGGCAACCUCAACGCUCCGCGGGCCAUCACGCUGUCCGCCCUCAUCUACUGCCUGAGGUGCCUGGUGGGCCGCGACAUCCCGCUCAACCAGGGCUGCCUGGCGCCAGUGCGCGUCGUGAUUCCCAGAGGCUGCAUUCUGGAUCCGUCCCCCGAAGCGGCCGUGGUGGGUGGCAACGUGCUCACGUCGCAGCGCGUGGUGGACGUCAUCCUGGGGGCCUUUGGGGCCUGCGCCGCCUCCCAGGGCUGCAUGAACAACGUGACCCUGGGCAACGCCCACAUGGGCUACUACGAGACGGUGGCGGGCGGCGCGGGCGCGGGCCCCGGCUGGCACGGGCGCAGCGGCGUGCACAGCCACAUGACCAACACGCGCAUCACCGACCCCGAGAUCCUGGAGAGCAGGUACCCAGUCAUCCUGCGCCGCUUCGAGCUGAGGCAGGGGUCCGGGGGCCGCGGGCGCUUCCGAGGCGGCGACGGCGUCGUCCGCGAGCUGCUCUUCCGCGAGGAGGCGCUGCUGUCCGUGCUGACCGAGCGUCGCGCCUUCCGGCCAUACGGCCUCCACGGGGGCGAGCCCGGAGCCCGGGGCCUAAACCUGCUGAUUCGCAAGGACGGCCGGACGGUGAAUCUGGGCGGAAAGACGUCGGUGCCCGUGUUCCCCGGGGACGUGUUCUGCCUCCACACACCAGGCGGGGGCGGCUACGGGGACCCGGAGGACCCCGCCCCACCGCCGGGGUCGCCUCCGCAGCCCCCAGCCUUCUCUGAGCGCGGCAGCGUCUACGAGUACCGCAGAGCCCAGGAGGCGGUGUGAGGGAGGGCCCCCACAAUAAACAGCGAAGUCACCGCGUUCCCGCGGCAGCCGGCCAGGCUCACGCUCUGCGUCCGCGUCCGUCUUUCCAACUGUCGCCUGCGAGCCUGCGUCAGGAGGGCACGGAAACUCGGAGGCGAAGUCCCACGGCCAGGUGGUCUGUGAGCCCCGCCAGGGCGGUGCUGAACGUCACCUGUUCCACCUCCUGGGGGCGGGAGUCAGACUGAGGAGUCGCCCUAGCUGCAGCCGGCCCAGCGCCCUGAAUUCUGGCACUUACUGGGCUCAGCGGGCCUCCGACCGCUCCCCGGUACAUGAUGUAGUCCAGGCGCCGGCCCCGCCAGGGCUCAGCCCGGCGGCCUCCGCCCAGAGGGCCCGCCAGGUAGCGGCGGCGCCCUUCCUCCUGCUCCAGGGCCCUGAGGAGGGGUGGUGUCACCAAGGCCAGGACUCCCCGGCGUUCCGGGCGGCGUCUGACCCCCAGGUCGCCACUCACCUCCUUAACAUCUCCGGGGAGCAGGCCACCGAGUGGCGGAGGGUGGAGGUGCUCAGUAUUGUGCCUGGGGGAGGGCGGGCGGAGGGCGGUGUCAGCGGCAGCCGCGGCCCUCGAACCGCACCCAGGUCGGCUCCCCACCCGGUUGCCCCCGUACCCAGAGCCCAGGGCUGAUCCCGGCGCGUGCCCAGCCGGCAGGGGUCCCGGAAGUGGCUGAAGAGCUGGUGCUCCUGCUCCUGCGCGUGGUCUGCGGGGCGAGAUCAGCGCGUGGUGGGCGGGGCCAGGCCGCCCCGCCCCCGCCCCGCCCCGCCGCAGCCUGCCCUCACCUGAGGAGCAGUUGUCGAAGUUUAGGUCGCCCAGGAGCACGCUGAAGGCCACGGCCUCGCCACUCUCGCGGCUCUCGGCUUCAAACUGCUCGAUCCAGUCCAGUAGGAGCGUCAGCUGUUUACAGCGCAAGGGCCCGUCCUCUGCGAGGGCGGGAACGGAAGGCUCAGCGGGGCCGCGCUCCCCGCCCCCCCCCUCCCCGGGGCUCGCGGUGCCGCGGGCAGUGAACCAACGGUCGGGGGCGCGGAGAGGCCAGACGGCCUGCCCACGCGCCGACGAUCCCGUCCUCGGGCUCACCACUCGGCGCAUGCAAGUGCGUGCAGUGCAGGAAGCCCACGACGCGGCGCCCGUCCAGGAUGCCCACCUGCGCCUGCAACACCACGGAGGGCCCCAGCAACCGUCGCCAGUUCGAGCCCACGCCAGCCCUCUCCCCGCCAGGAGGCGCCGCGGCGGUUGGGCAGGUACCUGUGCGGAAAGCAGUCCCUUGGAGGCCAGCGCGUCCUCGCGACGUGCGUGGGGGAAGGACCGGAAGGCGGCGCGCAGCAGCGGGUAGCGCGAGGCCAGCAGCAGCCCGCUGCCGAGCAGCUUGAGGUGCGGCCCGGGCUGCAGGCCACACGAGCCCACGUCGUGCAGCACCGGGCCCAGACUGGGCGCUAGGCGGCUCACGAGGCGGUGCGCCGAGCGCAGGUCGAACACCUCCUGCAGGCACACGAAUUCCAGACCUGCCGGCACCUCGGCUGUCAGCACUCCGCAGGGCGCCCCCGGCCCCGGCGGACUGCUGCCAGUGGCCCCAUAGCGCGAGGGCCGCAGGCCGGCGAGCAGCGCGGCGCCCACAGCCUCGGCCCGCCGCUGGCUGUGCUUCAAGUUGCUGAAGCGCGCCAGCCCGUCGGGGAGCAGGCACAGGUUGGCGCUGAGGAAGCUGAAGCAGCGCGCGGGCUCGGCCGGGGGGCGCCAGGGCGCUGGGGGCUCCCAGCACUGCGGCGGGGGCUGGUAGCAGAAGGGGCGGCGCCAGGUCUGCAGGAGCAGCCAGAGCGGCAGCCCGAGCAGGGCCAGGGGCAGGCCGACCAGCAGCAGCAGCAGCAGCGCGGCCCCAGCGCCGGCAGCGGCUUUCAGCCGCCGCAGGCCGCUCGGGCGCGCGGUCGGCGCGCAGCAGCCCAGCAGCCGGUCCAGGGCCCAGUAAGCCGGGAAGAGCAGGGCUCGAGCCAGGCGGUGGAGGGCAUGCAGUCCCGGGUGCGGGAAGGGAGAGGGCCGUGGGGCCCCGGACGCUGGGGGCCAGUCCGGAAGGGUCUGCAUGAUGUGCGGGGCUCCUCCGCCUCGCGGCGCCCCUGCGACCCAGUCGCUGCCAGCGUGCGUCCGCGGGAGCUGCGGGGGUGUCACGGGGGUCAAGGUUACGUGGCGCCACUUGUGCGCGGAACGGCGUAGGUGCUGUGCCCCGGGAUCGCUGGGGCGCGGGCGCAGGGGGCAACCGGCGCGCCGGGAAGCCGCGCUCUCCUCUCCCGCGCGGAGUCUGGGCGGCCGUUGGAGGGAACAAAAGGGAAAGCGAAAGAGACCCUGGUUUCGCAGCCCCGCCCCAGAUACUCCUCGCCCCACUCUGCCCCGCCCUCCCCUGUACGCCACCGGGAGAGCCCCCAGACCUGCCCGACGCGAGCGGGGAUUGGGGUGCAGCCUACAGCAAAUGGAGAGCGACCCUCUUUAGUGCAGGCGGGCGCAGCGCCGGUGGAGGCAGUGCGGUGCGUGCUGCGUCCAGCUCCCUCCGCCGGCCCGCAAGUCCGCGCGGAAUUGCCGGCGCCCUCCAGCGGCCCAGACUUUGGGGUCUACCCCAGCCCCACCCGUCUCCCGGGGUUCAGGUGUCCCGCAACUGAGUUCAAAGACACAGCUCCAGAGGAGGGACGGACUCAGAACGCCCUAAUCUGCCACCCAGUGAGAGCCCCGCAGAGCUGCCCUAAGAGGCCUGUCCCCCGUGGUGACAGACCGCUCCGUGAUCCUACCCCGAGGAGCUUCCAGUCGGGAGGUGAGGGGCCGUUGGUGCGGAUUUGCGCCGCCGCAACCUCAGGACACGUGAGCCACAUGGAAAUCAGCUCCCCAUCCAGGGGCCCUCUUGUACCUGCUUCCUUGGUUCCCAGGACCCUGCUGCCCCGCUCUCUGUCAGGUGCUGCCGGGCCCUGCUUGGGCCCGCAUCUGAAUCAUUUGAGCCGUGAACCACAGCCCACCGCUCUCCUGGUUGGGUCUUAAAUUGCCCAGGAGUUUGGAUCUGGGCAGCCAUUCACGACUGCUGCCAGGGAGGAGGAGGGACUUCUGCCCCCCACCCCCACCCCCAAUUCUCCAGGAAUCCCUGAUCCCCUUUAGAAGCCAAGAUCUGGUGCUGGGUGUGUUCACCGCGACAGUUGUGUCUUGCUGCUAGGCCUUGUCGGCAGACAGCUAGGAGAUUUCCAUCUCUAGAUGUCACACUUCUCUAUGUGGAGUCCUUCCCUGCCUUUCCGCGGGGGUCUGGCUGGAUCCCCUGAAGUAGCAGGCCUGGGAGUGGAGAGGGCAGGGAGCUCCCGCGCCAGAAGGCCCUAGCACACCCCACAACCCUCUCCCUCCCUGCCUUCCUUGCUGGUUGCUGAUAUGCCUCUGGUUGAACCUUGGGACUCUUCUGUUCCCUCAGAGCGCUCUGGCUGGCAAGCACCGGUGUUCCAGGAGCCUCCUCGCCUGGGGUCCUCACUCCCACCUCCUCAGCCCACCCUUUGCCUCCUAUCGCAGCUCCAGCCUCCUUCCCUUCCUCGGGCAGGUCCUCUCCUUUACCUCUCGUGGGCCAGAGGCCACUCUGUGGGCUUUACCCCACUGCCCAUCUCGCAUGCACACCCUGGCAAGGACCCCCAUCUUGGCCUCCAGUCCUCAGUUUCCUGCACUAUCCACAGGCCCCUCCCCUUUGUCUGCAGGUUACCCCUGGUGGAGUCCCAUUUUACACGCCCCCUGCCCUCUGCUGCUCCCUUGGGCUUUCCCAUUCUGCCUGCGCUCUGCCCCUGCCCCUGCAGCAGGUGGGUUCUGCCGCCUCCAGCUCUGAGGCUCGGAACCCUGUGGAGCCUUAGGAAUCGGCCACAUCUCCCUGGGCUGCCCCUCGCUAGGAUUUGGGUGAGUCUCCUUUCUCCGGGGUCCCGUCCAUCUAAUGUCCUCUUGCCCUUAGUGAGGGUCCAGGAGCCCUCCCUGCCCCCUCUCCUGCCGCCCUCUUCCUGGCCUAGGACAGAGGGAAGGGUUCCCACAUCCACAUCCUUGUCUUCUGCCUUCCACUCUGCACCCAGGCUUUAGCUCUCUGUACAGCGCUAAUGCUGCUGGCACAGCCACGGCCCUUCCCUGCCAGGUCGGCUCCUCCUUGCUUCCUGCUCUUCCCCCUCCGAGUCUCAGGGGCUCCUGCUGCUCUCACCCGCAGGCCGGUGGCAGCUGGGGACCUUUGAACACCACCCCCCUCAGCGGACAGCUGCCAAGCUUUGGUCUUGGGGCUCUCUCCGAGGACCCUGGGGUGGGCCUGGAGCCCCAGGGCAAGCAGGAUUGAAGGGGUGCGGGGGGAGGAGGUGCUGGUGGGCCACCCCGGCGGAGGCAGCACCCCCAGGAGUUCUGGCCCAGGGCCCAGCGGCUAGCGUGUGUGGGAAGCUUUAAUGGCCUGGCACCGAGGAGCGGGGCAGAGCGGGCCUGGCUGGCAGGAGCCGGCAUCACCAGAUGAACAUAGGCUUGCCAUCGUCAUGCGCCAGCUGGUUGAGGCAGGAGAGCAGCAGCAGGGCGUCAGUGAGCAUGCUGGGGUGCACGGUCUCCACCAGCACACGCUGCAGGAAGUCCACGGUGUAGGAGCCGCCCUCGGACGCGGCCAGCUCUGGCCUCUCACGCAGGAUCCCGUAGGCGUUCACCAGCUGCUCGGUGAGCGCCGGGUGCACCCGCCCGUCGUAGCCCAGGCUCUGCAGCCGGUUCAUGAUGCCUACAUAGCGCUGCGUGAGUGUCUGGCACAGCUCUUCAUCCAGCUUGUGGUCGCUGGGGUUCAGGGAGGCCUGAGGGAGAGCGGCCGUCAGGGCCCCUCCUGCUCCCACCGCCACAAAGGCAAGAGAGGGGCAGGUGCGGCUGAGGGGUGUGGCUGUGGCGACGUGCUGGAGGGAGGUGUCCUGGAGGCCCUGGGAGAGAGGUCUGGGGACUGGCAGCAACCCGGGGGUCUCCACCCGCUUCUUUACUGCCUGUGCCUUCCAACCGGGCAGUGACUGCAUCCCGCGGCAUCUCGCCAGGAGAGCGGCCCCCCCUCCCCACUCCUGCCGUUGCCUCUCGGGCAUGUGACCUGGACAUUCGCUCAGGGCCCCGGCUCAGAAGGGCCCACACUCAGCUUAAUGUCCUGCUGUAGCCAUCUUGAAGUUCUUUAUAGGUUUUGAACAGAGAGCCGUGUAUUUUCAUUUUCACCGAGUCCUGCACAUUACGUCUCUGUCACACGUGCAGCUGCCCCCAGGCCCACAGAAUGUCAGGUCUGAAGUAGAUGGGGUCUCUUGCCUGAGGCCCUCCUACACGUCCCACCUCUUGGGGCCAGCACUCUGGCCCCAAGGUCCCCACUCUGGCCCUGCUCAUCCCCUUCCAACCAUUCCUGGAUGCCCACCUGCUGGUUCCUAACCUGCUGGAACGAGCUGCUGAGGCGUCACUUUCUCCGAGAAUGUCCCCUGUCCUUUCCUCCCCAGGUGGUCUUGUGAAUAGAGCACUGGACUCCUGGCUCAGCUCAGCCAAAGUGACGCCUGACCGCUGGCAGACGUACCUGGAGCCCUGUGCUCAGCACCCCCGCUGCACGGUCACUAGAGUAAGCUCAUCUCCCUGCCUCUAGGCUCCUCCCGGCCCCUGAGCCUUCUCCCUCCUUUCACCUGCUCCUGUGCCGUCAGGCAGGCUGCAGGAGUUCAGCCACCGUCUGUGGGUGACAAGUGGGGCCGCUGGACGGCGCAGAGCACAGUGAGUGGGUAGCUUUAAGCCCCAGCCCCCGAGGACAUCAGAACCCAUUAUAUGCUCACUCCGGGGCCGUGGCUGAGCUCCUGCUGUGUGCCAGACGCCAUGCGUGGAGCUCCAGACAGGAGCAGAAGUCAGGGGUGGGCACCCUGCGCCCACCCUGCCAGGGUACUGGAUGGGGAAGAGCAGUGUGGGCACACUUACACUGAGACGCAAGGCUGCGGCUGCCCCGAGGAGGUGACCUCUUGAGAGAGGAGCACAGGUGAGGCAAGUGAGGGGGGACAAGCAGGACAAGCACUCCACAGAAGCGAGGGAGCAGCGGGCACCGAAGCAAGAGAGGGGGAGGGCUCUGUUCUGCAGAUAAUUCGCAGCCCUCCCCUGUGCAGGGCACCAUACCAGGUGAUGGGAUUCAAGUGUGAGCAAAGCCCUCUGAGUUUAUGGUGAUGACAGCGCUAAGGAGAGGGACGCUACUGUGAAUGUUGCCGCGGGGAGGGGACUCUGGAGGGGAGAGGGUGCUGGGCUGAGGUCUGAGGGACGAGGAUCUCAGGAGGAAAGAAACUUCCAGGACAAGGAACAGCAUGCGUGGCUUGGAAGGUACCAGGAGGCAGAGCACAGAGCAAGGAGAGGGGCCCACAGGGAGGGCCAGGUUCAGGGACCGCUUCUGUCCCCACACUGGGUCUGAGCCUCCCCUGCUCUGACACGGAGGAAAGCAAACCACCUGACAGCUGCUUUGAAGAGUAAAGGAAAUGUCUCUAGGGGGUGCUGAGCACAGCAUCUGUACCGGUGUGCACCCCCUUGAGGCGGUCCCGGCUCCAGGGGACACAUCAGUGGGCUCUCACGUUGAGCAGAAUUGUGUUUCAAAGGAAUGGAGGAGGGGUGACAUAGUUGGCCAGGAUGAGGCCAGGGUAUAUACAGGCGGGGAGGAGGCAGCAAAGCCAUCUCAGUGCCUAGCUCCCAGCCUCAACUCUCCUGCCCCCCGUAGCAUGUGUCACCCCCUGGACCUGUAGCAUACAUAUUUAUGGCUUUUCUUAUUUAUUGAAGGCCUCCCAGGAGUGGGCGAGCUCCUGGAGCGCAGAGACCGUCUGAUAUAAACUUGGUAUGCACUGAAUGCUCCAUAAUAGGAGUGAAGAGAUGGAGGGGAAGGAUAGUAAGGUGCUAGCAGUUUAGUCCAGGGCCUAGGUGAAUGUAGACGCAGGCGUAUACAUGGGAAACAUCUUUAGAGGGAGACUCAGCAGAGGACCUGGUGCUGGACCAGAUGUGGAGGAGAGAACAGGUGCCACCAAAUACGCACGCACCUGCAAGAAACUGAGCACGUGUUCACCACCCAGUCUUUCCAUUCUGGAAACGACGCCGAGCACGUGUUCAGUGCUAAGGGAAACGGCGGCAAAGGUUCAGCCCUUGUUCCCGUUAGAAAGCAACGCUCAAGAGGCGGCCGCACGUCCCUCAGAGGGCGGAGACUGGAGCGUGCAUCCUGACUCUUGGGUUAGAGAGAAAAUCCAAAGCAGUUUGUGAAAUCCUUACACCUGAGAAGCCCCCGCCCGUGGGUGGGAGGCCGCCGGGCCGGGCGGGUCCACCUGCUGCACCACUGGUUAAAUAUAGAGCGAACUGCCUUGCCCCACACGUAUUUCCAAACACAGGCUGUGUAAAAUAAAAUGACUUAAGUGCUCAGCCCAAGAAGGAGGAAUAAAGCAAACCAAAAGGAAGCAGAAGGAAAGAGCUGAGCCGAGGAAACAGAAUCCUAAGGAUCAACAGAGGAUCAGCAAGAAAACCCCGCGAGCGCACCGAAGCCCCGCCUUCCCCUGCGGAGGGAAACUCCCACCUGCGACCCCGCGUCCGCGACGGCAGCAAGGCCUGACGUCACCGAGACCGGGCCAAUGGGCUCGGUGUGUUCGCGAGAUAAGUAGCGAAGCUGCAGAAGUCGUAAAUAACCGCAAACGGCAUCUGGAGGCGUUAAAAUCACGAGGGUGGGGCGCCUGGGGGGCUCAGCUGGUUAAGCGUGGGACUUCGGCUCAGGUCAUGAUCUCACGGCUCAUGAGUUCAAGCCCCACGUUAGCUCAGAGCCUGGAUCCUGUUUUGGAUUCUGUGUCUCCCCCCCCCCCCCCGCUGCCCCUCCCACACCUGAUCGCGCGCCCUCUUUCUCCCCCUCUCUCAAAAACAAAAACACCAGGAUACAGUGCGGUUUAUGAUCAGAAUACCUUCUCAUGUGUCCUUCCGAAAUGUUAAAAGGGAGGGAGGGAAAACUCGUGUGAUCUUUUCAAUGAAAGGCAGAAAAUACAUUCAUAAAAGUAUUCAUGAUUAAGAAAACCCCCCAAAGGUGUCAAUGAACGAGGAAGAGGAAAAACUUAACCUGAUGUGGCAGGGGCUGAAGCUGCCUCAUCAGGCUUCCGUUCUAGUGCUUCUAGUGCUUUUGUGAAGCUGAAAGCCUUUUCCAGACUGGCCUGUGGCUUAGGGACCUCUGCGACCUGGGCUUCUGCCCAGCAGGACCCGUGAGUGGAACUUGCAGGCGGAUGUGGAUGCCGGGAGACAGUGGUGCCCAGGGGGAGCAGGGGUCCCCGAGAGUGCAGUGGGUAUGACCCUGGUUCUUCAGGGGCAGCCAUACCAACUUCUGUGCCCAGUUUUGUGUCCUCACCUAAACAUGUAUAAUAAACCUCUUUCUGUUUACAUCA